This is a messenger RNA of Gadus morhua (Atlantic cod), 2117 nucleotides long. RefSeq names its product 2-oxoglutarate and iron dependent oxygenase domain containing 3 (gene ogfod3). The transcript has 9 exons. The coding region runs from base 107 to 1057 and encodes 316 amino acids. Lineage: Eukaryota; Metazoa; Chordata; Actinopteri; Gadiformes; Gadidae. Gene Ontology annotation, cellular component: membrane. The record is from RefSeq and is a predicted model, not a curated record. Gene Ontology annotation, molecular function: oxidoreductase activity, acting on paired donors, with incorporation or reduction of molecular oxygen; iron ion binding; L-ascorbic acid binding.
CGCGGCACUCAGGAAGUAGGGCAGGACUAGGGAGUAGGUGUUUCUCUGUGCAUGCUCUUUGAACACAUCCAUGGGGUGCAUAUGCUUCACACGUCUCUAAGGUACGAUGACCAUACAGCGGCGAAGCAACCCCAAAGCCCCAGACGCCAACGGGAUUGAGAAGAAGAUCAAGAGGGGCAAUGCUCUGAGGCAGGCGUCUGCAUGGAGGGGGUCCCGUGUGCCCCUGCUGGUUCUGCUGGCGGGUCUGGUGGUGUGCGCGGCCGCAGCCUGGCUUGUCCUGGCCAGCAGGGACGCCGAGAUCACAGAGACCCUGGCCGGGAAGGGCGAGCUGGUGGCCCCAGAGCCCCGUGUGUUCAGUGUCCCGUGCUCUGAAGACUACGACAACCACCAGCGCUACCCAGGUUGCACCCCGUUGAAGUGUGGGCGGGCCGUCACAGACGCCGUGGUAACGAGAGAGGAGGCGCAGAUGCUCAGGAGGCUGGCAGAGAGAGGGCUGUCUCUGGCCGGCUCAGAGGGAGGAGCCUCCAUCCUCGACUUGCACUCUGGGGCCUUGUCAAUGGGCAAGCAGUUUGUUAAUAUCUAUAGGUACUUUGGCGAGCAGAUCGGCGAGGUGUUCACCCAGGAGGACUUCCAGCUCUACAGCGACGUGCGCGCCCGCAUCCAGGCAGUGGUGGCGGAGACGUUCGGUCUGGACCCGGCGCUCAUGUUCCUCACCAAGCCCACCUUCUUCUCCCGGAUCAACAGCACGGUCGCCCAGACGCAGCACGACGAGUACUGGCACCCGCACAUCGACAAGGUGACCUAUGGAUCCUUCGACUACACCUCCCUCCUCUACCUGUCGGACUACGGCUCUGACUUCGGCGGCGGGCGGUUCAUCUUCAUGGACGCCAGUGGGAACCGGACGGUGGAACCCCGCACAGGCCGUGUCUCCUUCUUCUCCUCGGGCUCGGAGAACCUGCAUCGCGUGGAGCAGGUCACCUGGGGGACCCGCUUCGCCAUCACCGUCUCCUUCACCUGCGACCCGGCCCACGCCAUCACCGACCCUGCACUGCCCUGACGGCCGGCAGCAUCAUCACCAUGACGACCACGACCCGACCACCGGUCUCGCCUUGCACACCCGCCCCCGCCCCACUCUUCCUCCUCCUUCUCCUCCUCCUCCUCCUCCGUCGUCUACAACUGGUCCUCCUCUUCCUCCUCGUGUCAUCGCUAGCCUUUCCUCCUCUUCCUCCGCCUGCUGCUCCUCCUCCUCCUCCAGUCCGUCCAGCCCUAAAGCACAAAGAAGAGGAGGAGAGAGGGAGGAAGGGGGAGGAGGGGUACAAAGAGAAGGAAAAUUGGGAAAUAAAUGAGUGAGCGAAUAAAAGAUGACAGAGAAGCGAGCAGUGGUUAAUUAGGGUAGGGAGGAAGGAAGUGGCGAGAAGGAAAAGGAGACCAGACAGGACACAGUGUGAGUUCUCUGCCUUGAAUGUUCCUCUUCAUAGCCAACGGAUACCCAUCGCGUUUCCUAUAUGGUUUAUUCGGUCAUGAUUGGUUGAGGGGUUGAUUGUAUGGAUGCCAAGCGGAUUAUGUGAUGCUGUUUAGUUGGGGAGCUUUGUGGUUUCUGAUGGAGGCCGUGGGGAGCAGGUUUUAGGCUGCUGAGGCGUCUUUUGUACAGGGGCGGCCUUUUUUGUUUUUUACUAGGAUUCAAGGGAUGUUCUUUUUCGCUUCCUUUUUGUACACCAAACCUUCUUUCGUACCGUCUUUGUACACCAUAGAACCACUAGUCCUAGGAAGGUUGUUUUUUUCAGCUUUUCCCUAACCGAUUUCUUAUAUCUUGAAUUACUUCAUUUUUCGGGAAGGGAGGGCUUAAUAGAAAACGCUUCCUGCGGAAAUCGUUUUUAUGACGGGGGCAGCGAUGCGAUGUGUCGUUUGGAUUCGAGGGCCACAGUUUCCUGAAACCAGAGCUCUUCCCUCCUGAAGAUGCAGCCAUCAGCGCAAUCGCGCCACUUGAACCGGCAUCCAGGUCUUUUCUGAGGGACUCCAUUACCCACAAGCGCUCUGGGAUUUGUACAAGAGCACUUAUUGCCGCCAAAGGGGUCAUCCGGGGGAGUGUGAAAUAAAUGGAGGUGAAAGUUAAAGUG